Molecule: messenger RNA, 2498 nt
Organism: Diospyros lotus (date-plum)
Lineage: Eukaryota; Viridiplantae; Streptophyta; Magnoliopsida; Ericales; Ebenaceae
Product: protein FAR1-RELATED SEQUENCE 5-like
Exons: 2
Coding region: 807-1970 (387 amino acids)
Biological process (GO): regulation of DNA-templated transcription
Source: RefSeq, a predicted model, not a curated record
UCAAUUUCCAUAUUGUAAUGAAGAGAACGUAGUUGCCUAGGACAAUGAGAUUGAAGUAGGGGUGGACAAUGAAUGCAUAUCAGAGGCCAGUGAGAUCGUCGUGCCUAUGGUUGGGAUGAAGUUUAGAGACAACAACAAGAUUUUUGAAUUGUGCAAAACAUAUGCUUAUAGUGUGGGUUUCCUUGUUAGGAAAAGAUCUUCAAGAAAAAAUGAUGAAGGGUUGUUGAAGUAUGUGACAUUUGUUUGUAGUCGAGAAGGUUAGAAAACUGGGGAUACAAACAGUUCUUUGAGGCCUCAACCAACCAUUCGAACAAGGUGUUUUGCUAGGCUGACAGCAACGACAGAUUUGAACAGAGCAUGGCAUGUUACCAAAGUCAUCUUGGAGCAUAAUCACCCUACAAGUCCUUCAAAAUCCAGGUUUUAUUGAUGUAAUCGACAAUUGACUAAAAAGGUGAAACGAAAACUUGAAGUCAAUGACAUAACUGAUAUUCCAAUGCACAAGAGUUACAACUCAACUGUUGUUGAAACGUGUGGAUAUGAGAAUCUGCCAUUUAUAGAAAAGUAUUGUCGAAAUUAUAUUUGAUUAGAUUAGGCGAUUAAGACUUGGGGAUGGUGAUGCAACUGCGAUACAAGCCUACUUUACAAAAAUGUAAGCCCAAUGUCCUAGUUUUUUCUUUAGUUUGGAUUUGGAUGAUGAUUGUCGACUGAAGAACGUGUUCUGGGCCGAUAAUAGGUGUAGACAAACAUACAAGAAAUUUGGCGAUGUUGUAACAUUUGAUACGACGUACUUGACUAAUAAGUACGACAUGUCAUUUGCCCAUUUUGUUGGUGUCAAUCAUCAUGGACAGUCGACGUUGUUUGGAUGUGGGUUAGUAUCCAAUGAGGAUACUAUAAUUUUUGUUCGGUUGUUUUGGAUUUGGCUUGAGUGCAUGGAGGGUCAAGCCCGUGCUGGUAUAAUAAUUGAUCAAGAUAGGGUCAUGCAAAAUGCCAUUCAAAUUGUUUUUCCGAACACAAGGCAAAGAUGGUGUUUAUGGCACAUAUUGAAGAAGUUGCUUGAAAAAUUUGGGGGCCACGCUCACAAGGCUGCAAUACUUUCCGCCAUGCAUGAAGUUGUUUACAAAUUAGAAACCCUUGAAGAAUUUGAACGGGGUUGGAUUUCAUUCAUUAGCAUGUAUACAUUAUAUGAUAAUGAGUGGUUGUUUGGGCUAUUCAAUGAAAGAUGCCUUUGGGUACCUUGUUAUUUGAAAACAAGUUUUUGGGCUGGGAUGUCAACGAUGCAACGAAGUGAGAGUAUGAAUGCAUUUUUCAAUGGAUACGUCACCUCAAAGACUUUGUUGAAGCAAUUUGUUGAACAAUAUGAGCAAGCUUUGAGGUGUAAGAUUGAAAAUGAGGUCCAAGCAGAUUUUAAGUCCUAUUCACAGAUGGUACCAUGCGCAACUCAAUAUAGUAUAGAGAAACAAUUCCAGGAGAUUUACACAAUCUCAAAAUUCAAAGAAUUUCAAGAAGAGCUCACUGGAAAAAUGUAUUGUGAUAUUAUCUCAGCCGAAGUUGGGUGUCAUGGAACUACCUAUGAAGUCGAAGAAGACAUCAUACUCCACAAAACAAGAAUGAAUAGAAAGAGAUUUACAGUUAUGUUUGAGGGAGAGAAGUGUCACAUUGAUUGCAACUGUCACUUGUUUGAAUUUCAAGGGAUAGUCUAUAGUAAUGCUCUUUUGGUAUUGAUUCGAAAUGGUGUGACAUUGCUUCCUGAUCAUUAUAUCUUCAGGAGAUGGAAGAGAGAUGUUCCUAGAGCAUAUAGAAGGGUGAAGAUAAAUUACAAUGGUUGGGUUACCACUCCUAAGCAGGCACGAUAUGAUCAAUUGCAUGGUUUAUUUGACGAGGUGGCAAAUUUGGUGAUAGAUGAUGAUGAACGCACUCGUAAUUUAAUGGAGUUGCUUCAAAAUGAGCUGAAAGACUUAACCAUUUCAUGACUGAUAACAAGAUGUGGUAGUAAUCCCCUAUCCCAAGGCAGUGUUCAAAUCACCUUCGAUUGUCCCGAAGGUGCAAGGACAUCAUUUGGUCCCAUUUUAGAUCUGCAUUGCAUGAUAACCAAGGGAGCUCCAAGAAAACUUCGUAAGAAGGGGAUAUUGGAAACGAGGUCCAAGAAAAGCAAGGUACCUUUGAAUAAAAGUAAAGGAAAGAUGACAAUUCAAAAGGAAACACAACCAACUGAAUGCCUAACACAAGCAUCAGUCAAAAAUGCGCAAACCCCACUUACUUACUCACAACAGUUGAUGGUGCAUGAAUUAUGGAAUGGGUCAACCAUUUAUACCUACCCAUGUGCCACCCCGACGUCUCGAGGAAGAUGAGAGGUGAUAGGAUCACAAUCUGGAGAUAGCAAUAACUUAUGAUUUCAUGACAAAUUUGUGUCAAAUGUAAUUUUCAUAAUAGUAAGCUUGUUGAUGCAUGACAAAUUUGUGUCAAAUGUAAAUCUCCAAAUGAUGCAUACGACUGCUUAG